Messenger RNA from Armigeres subalbatus, 2024 nucleotides. RefSeq lists its product as uncharacterized. NCBI's taxonomy places the organism in Eukaryota, Metazoa, Arthropoda, Insecta, Diptera, Culicidae. The coding region runs from base 67 to 1326 and encodes 419 amino acids. The record is from RefSeq and is a predicted model, not a curated record. The transcript has a single exon.
UACUAUCUGCAUAUCUUCAGUAAACGUUCACACUUCGCGCCGCUCGGACACCACGCGCGACACGAUAUGUCUUCUAACCAGCAGCUAGAUAUCAGCGCUGCUGAUAAGAAGCUAAUCGUGCAAAAUUUCAUUCGUGACGCCACAACCGAUUUCAAAAUAAUCUCCACUGAAGCGUCCAAGUUUGGGGAGCAGCGAGCCGGCUAUUUGGGUGAUCAUUUUGAGUUGAAAUUUGCCGUGCUGGUGACCAAUGAGGACGUAACGGAUGGGGUUCUGGACAUUGCGCUGUUCGCCAAGGCGAUGCCAAAGGCGAUCCCCUCGCUGGCCAGAUAUUUGGAACAAACGGAGGCGUUCUCGAAGGAAGCUAAUCUGUACCGGGAGUUGAUACCGCGACUGCAGAAGUUGGGUCGGUUCGCUCCGGAGGUGCUGUUUUCGGCGGCGAACGGAGAGCUGAUAGUGUUUCGGAACCUGAAACUCGAAGGUUUUCGGCCCUUGCAGAAUAACGACGGUCUGUUCGAUUUGGUGCAUUUGGAACAGGCGUUGCGCGUUCUGGCCCGGAUGCAUGCGGCUUGCUGGGCGCUGGAAAGACAGACAGGCAAGUUGGUAACGGAAAUGCAUCCUGGGCUUUUGGACGAGAACUCGUGGGUAUUGAAGGAGGAUUUUCCGCGGGUGAACGAACUGGAGAACAACAUAGCGACGCUGUUGGCUUUGGUGAAGCAUUACGAAAAGGAUGACAAGCGAAGGAAUGAUCUGGUGGAGAAGAUUCCGAGCUGUGUUCGACAGAUUUAUGAGUUGGUGAAAACAUCCGGAGUCUACAGAAAUGUUUUUAGCCAUGCUGAUCUCUGGAACAAUAAUAUGAUGUUUCGGUAUUCAGAGCAUGGAAGUCCGAUCGAUUGUUUGUUGGUAGACUUCCAACUGUCACGGUAUGUUCCUCCGGCGUACGAUUUCAAUAUGUUGCUGAGUCUAACCAUGACAAGCGGAUAUCGUAGGAAGCAUUUGAGUUUUCUACAGGGGUAUUACUAUCAAUCGCUACGAAUGGAACUAACUCGACAUGGAAUAGCCAUCGAAGACAUUUUGACACAGGAAGACUUCCAAGAAUCGUGUCAUAUGUAUCGGAAGGCUGGUGCGAUAGACGGGUUCUUCAUCAAUCAUAUAACACUGCUGCCGAAGGAUGUGCUGGAUGAAGUAUUUUCGUCGGCGGAAAAGUAUGAAUCCUUUACAUCUGAGUCGAAAACCACCGAAUGUUUGAAGGCAUACGACGAGAGCCUGUGUUACAAGACUCGAAUGAUCGAUAUUAUAGAGAAUAUUGUGGACAUAUUUGGUCUGUAAUUGAAUAUUAAGUUGUCUUACCACUGAGAAAACAACAUGAUAUUAAGUAAAAGUGAUAAUCGAUUUUAAAUACAUAUAUAUUUAGGAACUUAUUUCAAUGCCGGGAAAGUUGUUGAAAGUUAACCAACAGAACGUUAGUUCUCACAAAUGCACGAACUUUCCUCGAAAAAAAUAUAUUUUUAAUCAGUUAAGUGAGAAGGCGUUACUUCUUCUCCCAUUUUUUUUUUGCUUGUUAUCGUAAAAUUUCCCUCUAGAUCUCUUUCUCCACAGUGCUACAGUAAAGUUUAAUCGUGUUGUGCAGCUCUGAUCGCCUCUGCGGAUAAUCUAACCGAUCCUCAAGACUAAUUGUCAUUGAAUUAGGCAAGUUUUUUUUUCCGUUAAGUGGGAAAUAAAUGUUUUGUUCAUAGCGAUUCUCUUAAUUUGAAAAAAAAAUGUAAUUUUUAGCAACUGGUUGCUUUGGAUAUACUGACAGAAAUCAUAUGUAUUAUUGAAAUAAAGGUAAAAAUAAAUGUUAACAUUUUGACCCUAGAGAUCUGAACAUCCUGAGAAGUGAGAAGUAGGAAAUGAGAAUUGAAGGUAUGAGAAAGUAAAGUGUGUAGUAAAUUCCCGACCAGUUGAUCAUAAAAAAAUAUAUCAUAAUAAUAUCAAUAUGUGUUACAAAUAACAAUAUCUGCAAUGACCCAAUCAUACAUUAUCUG